This is a messenger RNA of Carassius auratus (goldfish), 2683 nucleotides long. Its product is annotated as phosphoglucomutase-2-like. The record is from RefSeq and is a predicted model, not a curated record. Gene Ontology annotation, cellular component: nucleus. The transcript has 13 exons. NCBI's taxonomy places the organism in Eukaryota, Metazoa, Chordata, Actinopteri, Cypriniformes, Cyprinidae. Gene Ontology annotation, molecular function: magnesium ion binding; phosphopentomutase activity. The coding region runs from base 120 to 1955 and encodes 611 amino acids. Gene Ontology annotation, biological process: carbohydrate metabolic process; purine ribonucleoside salvage.
GCUACAUACAUACAGUCGAACAGGAACAUUCACGGAUCACACUGUCAUUCAAUUCAUGCAUAGCGACCGUCUCAUUUGUUUAUCGGUUGAAUUACGGUUUACUUCCGAGUUCGAUCAACAUGGAGAACGGCCUGGAAAGCACAGGAGACAGUCGUCUGGACCAGGCUGUCACGCAGUGGCUGCAGUAUGACAAGAAUCCAAAGACGGCCGCUGCGGUGCGGACUAUGGUUAAGGACAGAGCCGUGUCAGAGCUGCAGAAGUGUUUUGGGGCCCGUAUGGAGUUCGGCACAGCGGGACUGAGGGCCGUCAUGGGACCGGGAGUGUCCUGCAUGAAUGACCUCACCAUCAUACAGACCACACAGGGUUUCUGUGUGUACCUGGAGCAGUGUUUUAGAGAUCUGAAGCAGAGAGGGGUGGUGAUCGGGUUUGAUGCUCGCGCUCACCCUCCUAGUGGUGGAAGCAGUAAAAGAUUCGCCUGUCUUGCUGCUUCGGUCUUGAUCAGCCGAGGCGUCCCGGUCCACCUCUUCAGUGACAUCACACCCACUCCAUACGUGCCUUUUACUGUAUCACAUCUAGGACUGUGUGCUGGUGUCAUGGUAACAGCCUCCCAUAAUCCCAAACAAGACAAUGGAUACAAGGUGUACUGGGCAAACGGAGCUCAGAUCAUUCCUCCCCAUGAUACAGGCAUCGCCGCAGCGAUAGAACAGAACCUUGAGCCGUGGCCUAAAUCAUGGGACACUGAUGGAGCUCUUCAGAGUUCCCUUCUCACUGACCCAUACCAGGACAUACACAGAGAAUACUGCCAAACCAUACAACAGCACUGCUUUCACAGGGAGCUGAAUAAGAGUUCAAAGGUGAAGGUUGUCCAUACGUCAGUUCAUGGAGUGGGCCAUAUUUUUGUCCAGGCUGCUUUUAAGGCCUUUGACCUUCACCCUCCUUAUGCUGUGGAAGAGCAGAAGGAUCCUGACCCAGAGUUCCCUACUGUCAAAUACCCCAACCCUGAGGAAGGAGAAGGAGUCUUGACGCUGUCCUUCGCGCUGGCAGAUAAAGAGGGAGCAACUGUUAUUCUGGCAAAUGACCCUGACGCUGACCGACUGGCUAUUGCAGAGAAGCAGGAGAGUGGUCAGUGGAGGGUGUUCUCUGGGAAUGAGUUGGGUGCUUUGCUCGGAUGGUGGAUUUUCCAAUGCUGGAAGCAGCAGAAAGAAGAUGGAAAAGCCUUCAUUAAGGAUGUCUACAUGCUAUCCAGCACCGUCUCCUCAAAAAUCCUCCGUGCCAUCGCUGUGAAAGAGGGCUUCCACUUUGAAGAAACUCUAACAGGCUUUAAAUGGAUGGGAAACCGGGCCAAAGAGCUGAUGGAGCAGGGAAAGACUGUUCUGUUUGCCUUUGAAGAAGCUAUUGGUUACAUGUGUUCUCCUGCAGUUUUGGACAAAGAUGGCGUAAGUGCGGCUGCCAUUGCUGGCGAGUUUGUCUCUUACCUGGCUUCCAAAAAUAGAACUCUGUCCCAUCAACUCCGAUCCAUUUAUGAGGAGUAUGGUUACCACAUUUCCAAGAACUCCUACUUCAUCUGUCAUGACCAAGACACAAUUAAACGUUUGUUUGAGCGUCUUCGGAACUAUGACUGGGAGCAUUCGUAUCCUAAAGAGUGCGGGGGCUUUGCCAUCACAGCAGUGAGAGAUCUUACCACAGGCUUUGACAGCGACCAGCCAGACAACAAGGCUGUUUUGCCCACCAGUAAAAGCAGUCAGAUGAUUACCUUCACCUUUGCUAACGGGGGCGUGGCUACAAUGAGGACCAGCGGCACAGAGCCUAAAAUCAAAUACUACACUGAGCUCUGUGCUGCACCAGGAAACAGUGAUGUUAACCAACUGAAAACUGAAUUGGAUAACUUGGUUGAUGCCAUCGUGGAACACUUCUACCAACCUGAGAAAAACAACCUGACUCCUCGACCAGAGUGAGAGACCGUAUCGCUCAGGAUUACAAGGAUCUGAUCUAUUUCUGCUAUUAGUCUUAACCUGCCACACAUAACCAUUCUCAUAUCAUCUAUAAACUUGCUCUUGUUUCAGGAAGUGUAGAUCAAAUCUGGUGCCACAUGAACAUGCCAAUUGCCUUUUUCCUUUUUCACCUCUGUUUUGUAAUCUACAAUGUUAUCGAAUGAAAUAUAUAUUAUAUGAGAGACCUUUUCAUUUGCCUUAUUGAACAACAGUAGGGAACUCUGAAUGUGCUAACAAAGAAAGUGAAAUUGAAUUAAUAUAAAGGUUAUUCAUUUCAGCAGAUUAAUUAGUUGAGUUGAUUGACAGAAAUGAUGCAAUUUCAAUUCAAUUUCAAACCGAAUAACCUCAGAAAUCAAAAAGCCAGCUUAUGUCAAUUAAUAAUAAUUUAAAAGAAAUUAAAGGGACCUGACAGCCUUACCGUGGAACAAAGUGAGUUUUAGUUUUCCACAUUCACAUGAUUCCGUUGCAUCUUUAUUCAGUUAUCUCCGUUCAGUAACUCUUUGACUACAUGUAAUUUGUUUGUAAAUGUUUAUUCGAUUUUGAAUGCCAGCCUCAACCAGCUAGUUAGAUAAUUCAUUCAGAAUGUCAUUUUUUUGUAUAAAGUGAUUUAAUACCUUUCAGGUGCUCUUGAGUAUAAUACUUUUCUCACAGUGCUGUUUUUGCAUCUUUAUUUUGCAUCAAUAAACAGUAAG